AUGUCGAAACUCUAUUCCGUAUUCCAUUCUAUGGCCAAUCGAAACAAACAAUCAAGUCCUUUCGAACUCAUGAUGAACGCCAAACGCGAAGAAAUACAAUCAAAAAGAUACAUUCCUGGAAAAGCAUCGGAUUUCUAUUUCUUGUGUCAUAAUGGAAAAAUCGAUUGCGUUCGUCAAAUUCUCGACGCUCCUGAUUCUCCAUCGAUUGAAACAUUAAAUGCUCUUCAACCGAAUGGUAAUACAGCACUUCAUGCAGCAGUAUUCUAUAAUCAUAUAGAGAUUGUCAAAAUUUUACUUGAACGAAAAUGCCCUCAAACGACAGUGAACCGUUUUGGAAACAUUGCAUAUGAUGAAGCGAAAACAACUGAAAUGCAACAACUAUUUAACAGACCAGAUACGUCAGAACGCUUUCAUGACACAAAUACAACACAUUCUCUAGAAAUGUAUGUUGUAUCGGAGCACUACGAUAACACCAAUACAAACGUUAAAUUCAAUUAUGUACGUGAAUUCCAAUCGGACGAUGAAAUUUCUGAACACUCGAUUAAUCAGCAAACAUUAGCGAUGUGGCUAAAAUUUUACACUUGGUUUACUAAAAAAUUUCGUAAUUAUCUUGAACGUGACGAAUAUCAUAUUGAUGCGUUUGAUUUAGACAAGCAUGCUGAUUUUCAAGCAUUUCUUCAGCAUAAUGUAUCCAAUUCGAAUAAUUAUAAAUUCACAAUGAACUUGAUAAGUGAGGCACAAAAUUCUAAUUCGCUCGAACCUCUUAUCAAAUUGUACACAAGCGAAGAAGCUAAGAUGUAUACAUCAUUGAAUAAACACUUAGCAAGUUCAUCAACCGAUUCUCACAUGGGCCCGCACUUGUGCGACUGA
Molecule: messenger RNA, 870 nt
Organism: Rotaria socialis
Lineage: Eukaryota; Metazoa; Rotifera; Eurotatoria; Philodinida; Philodinidae
Source: the annotation of a GenBank genome assembly